Molecule: messenger RNA, 684 nt
Organism: Oncorhynchus keta (chum salmon)
Lineage: Eukaryota; Metazoa; Chordata; Actinopteri; Salmoniformes; Salmonidae
Product: keratin-associated protein 10-4-like
Exons: 5
Source: RefSeq, a predicted model, not a curated record
UGUGUGUGUGUGUGUGUGUGUGUGUGUGUGUGUGUGUGUGUGUGUGUGUGUGUGUGUGUGUGUGUGUGUGUGUGUGUGUGUGUGUGUGUGUGUGUGUGUGUGUGUGUGUGUGUGUGUGUGUGUGUGUGUGUGUGUGUGUGUGUGUGUGUACGAUCCUGUGUGUGUGUGUGUGUGUGUGUGUGUGUGUGUGUGUGUGUGUGUGUGUGUGUGUGUGUGUGUGUGUGUGUGUGUGUGUGUGUGUGUGUGUGUGUGUGUGUGUGUGUGUGUGUGUGUGUGUGUGUGUGUGUGUGUAUUCAAAUGUAUGUAUGGAAUGUGUGUGUGUGUGUGUGUGUGUGUGUGUGUGUGUGUGUGUGUGUGUGUGUGUGUGUGUGUGUGUGUGUGUGUGUGUGUGUGUGUGUGUGUGUGUGUGUGUCUGUGUGUGUCUCCUUGCUCGGUGUGUGUGUGUGUGUGUGUGUGUGUGUGUGUGUGUGUGUGUGUGUGUGUGUGUGUGUGUGUGUGUGUGUGUGUGUGUGUGUGUGUGUGUGUGUGUGUGUGUGUGUAUUCAGGAGACGUAGUGUCUACUGUAUCUCUCUGUCCUUAUUGGCCCUGCCAUCCUGCAUCCUGGCUCUGAGACUGGCCAGUUCUCUCUGGUGCACCUCCCACUCCUAUGCAGCUCCCUAUAGGUCAGCUGGGCGCAGGCCGUAG